UUAAAACACCAAGUGCUCCUUGCCAAAGGGUGUUAGAAAGAAAAAGCAGAAAAGAACAAGGAAGCCUAACCUAGGAGCGCUCCAGUUUCCCAGCAGACUCAUCCUUGCUAACUCACCCAUCCCAAACCAGGUGAGCUGCCCCCACGUCCGUCCCCUCCUCUCCCUCUUCCCUCCUAUCCUCCAUGAACUCAGCAAGAGCUGGGCACCUUCGUUCCACUCCACCGCCCAGUCCUCUAAGUUCCGACCAGGAUGAGGUGGAGAUCGACGUGCUGGCAGAGGAGGAAGAUGGAGAUCAGACGGAAGAAGAGGAUGACGAGGAGGAGAGCCAUAAGUGCCUGGAGCGAUCCCUGCAGAGGCCCGGAGCCCGCACUCUUGCAGGGAGGAGCGCGGGGGACUGCGGCGAUCUGAGUAACUCCUCCGGGUUCCUCCGCAAGUUCCGAGCACCACGGACCCCGGCGACCACCACAGCCGACGGCCCGCAGCCCGCCAAACCCCCGUACUCCUACAUCGCGCUCAUCACCAUGGCCAUCCUGCAGAGCCCGCACAAGCGCCUGACGCUCAGCGGUAUCUGCGCCUUCAUCAGCGGCCGCUUCCCCUAUUACCGCCGUAAGUUCCCCGCCUGGCAGAACAGCAUCCGCCACAACCUGUCGCUCAACGACUGCUUCGUCAAGAUCCCUCGCGAGCCGGGCCACCCGGGCAAGGGCAACUAUUGGAGCCUGGACCCCGCCUCCCAGGACAUGUUCGACAACGGCAGCUUCCUCCGGCGCAGGAAGCGCUUCAAGCGCCACCACCCGCCCUCGGGAGGCCACCCGCACUGCCCUUUCCCUCCACCCGCUGUGCCCGCCACCCUGCACGUCUCCCAGCCCAGCCUCCUGCUCCGCUACUCUGCCCCACCACAGCCUAACCUCGCAGCUCAUCCCGCUGCCCCGCCUCGGAGUCACCCGUGCGCCCCGCUGCAUCCGCAUCCCAUGCGCUACCUGCUGCUCGCGGCCCCGGCCUAUGGCGACAACCCUAGAAAAGCGGAAGGCGCGGACCCCGCCACCCCCUUAGCCAUUCCCGCGCUGCAGCCCGUACUGGGUUCCCAGCCUUGGGAGAGAGACCAGAGCUCUGGAACUCGGUCCGGACGCGGGUGCGCUUCGUUCACCAUCGAGAGCAUCAUGCAGGGGGUUACAGGAGGAGGAACUGGGUCUGCGCAGAGUCCGUCCUUUGCUCCGUGGAGCUACUGCCACCUGCUGCAACAUCCACCGUGCCUGCUGCACCCCCAGGCCGCUUCCCCUUUGUUUCACAUGUCCGCAGGUUCCCGGACAAUAUUGCCUCAGCAGCCGCAACCGCCGCUGCCGCUGCAGCAAGAACAGCAUCACUGUGCCAUUAGCUGCGCUCCCGGUAAAGGCGUGCGGUUAGGCCAGCACCUGUCCGCCGUUGCGGCGCUGCUGAGGCAACAGCCUGCAGCUGACGACGGUAGGCUGACAACCCUGGCCGCUCUUUCGGGCCGAGAGGGGACCUUGCCCGAAUUUUAAGCAGCACCCAGGCCCAGCCUCCAGGCUGGGUCGCCUUGGCACACCUGGAGCCAAGUGGCAAAAUGGAACCACUUUCUAGGUUUGCACCACCCGCCUGCUAGGCUUGUGCGUAGAAAGCCAGCAGCGGAGUGCGCACUAAGUCCUUCCAAAUUGUUACAAAUGUGUUCUGCUCGCUUGACAACACAAAAGUGGGAAAAUCCUGGAUCUACAAGUCUUGCUUGGUCUUGUCCGCUUCGGUUGUGGCUUCCACGGUUUUCCCGACUUACAUACUUCCCGAGGACCUAUGACUAUGAAAGUGAGUGAGGUGUUUUGCUGUUAAUAAAAACAAAACAGUCUGCAAUACAAAACAUCACCAUCCACAUUGCUUAGGAACUGCCAGUGUUCCCAGUGGCGACUGCGACUGCGAAUGCGUACAUGCUCCGAAACCCGUAGGUAAUACAAAUAGGGUAAUUUCAUAACAUUUAUCUCUUGUAUAUACGACGUGUCCUACUCCAACGGGGAGUGUUAAAACUAAGCCUAGUUAUAGAGAUUGAAUAAAAUACGAAACUACAAUGCUA
Messenger RNA from Mus musculus (house mouse), 2074 nucleotides. RefSeq names its product forkhead box D4 (gene Foxd4). Gene Ontology annotation, cellular component: nucleus. Gene Ontology annotation, biological process: regulation of DNA-templated transcription. The transcript has a single exon. NCBI's taxonomy places the organism in Eukaryota, Metazoa, Chordata, Mammalia, Rodentia, Muridae. Bases 183 to 1517 code for a protein of 444 amino acids. The record is from RefSeq and is marked validated. Gene Ontology annotation, molecular function: sequence-specific DNA binding; DNA-binding transcription factor activity.